AUGUAUAACGGAAUAGGGUUACAAACCCCAAGAGGUUCAGGUACCAAUGGGUACAUUCAGAGCAACAAGUUUUUCGUCAAGCCUAGAACUUCAAAGGUUGCUGAGAACAUGAAGGGCUUUGAAGCAGAUCAGGGUACGGCUGGGGUUACCAGGAAGGCCAACAAGGAGAUUCUUGAGCAUGACCGCAAGCGUCAGAUUCAGCUCAAGCUUGUUAUCCUUGAAGACAAGCUGAUUGAUCAGGGUUAUACUGAGUCUGAGAUUGCUGAGAAACUUGAGGAGGCUCGGGUUAAUUUGGAGGCUGCGGCUGAUGAAAAUGACGGGUCAUCUAAUUUGGAUAAGGUUUCUGAUACACAGACUCAUCAAAUUGCUGCUAGAAAGGAAAAACAGAUGGAAACAUUAAAAGCUGCUCUUGGCAUAGCUUCAUCUGAACCUGGUGAAUUGAUUGCAGAUGGGAAUGAUGAGGAGACUGGAAAUGAAAGGGGUGUAUCUGUUCCGGAUGCAAAACAUAUUUCUGAACAUUCCUUUUUGGACAGAGAUCUCAGUCGGAAGAAACAACCGGAAGAAGUUUUAAAAGAAGAAAAUACUAAGAAAAAGAGUGUUAAAGACACAAAGCACCACAAGAAGGGUGCGACUCUUAAGAAAAAGCACAAGGAUGAUUCAUCUGAUUCAGACAGCAGUACGGAUGAUGAGAAGACAGGUAGGAGGAAGCACAGUAGAGUGAAAAACGACAGUAAUGAUGAAUCUGAAUCUGAUAGUGAUGUUCAGAGGAAGGUCAAGGCUAAAAAGAAGCAGAAGACAUCAUCGCACCACAAGAAAGGCAGGGUGGAGGACAGUGAUGACACUGAUUUUACUUCUGAUACCGAUGACAGCAACAGUGCACGAAAAAAUAAUAAAAAACCAGAAAAAACAAGUAAGAAACAUGAUUCCGAUAGUGAUUCUGAUCAUCAUGAAGGCUUGCCUAAUAGGACUAAAGAAGUGAAGGGACAUGCAAAGAUGAGCAAACGUCAUGAUUCUGAAGAGGAAUCUGAUUCAGAUAGUGAGGCAGAGAAACACGGUAGACUGGAUAAGCUGAAAAUGAAGAGGUAUGGUUCUACUAAUGAGGAUUCUAGUAGAGUCGAUGUUAGGCGUGCUUCAAGACAAAACAAACAUGUUAAAAGGCGGUCAUACUCUUCCUCUGAUGAUAGUAGCAGUGACUCUGGUUCGGGUAGCAGUGAAAGUGAUAGCAGAUAUGAAAGAACUAGAAAAGGUGGGUUUGUAGCAAAGAGAGGCAGGCCAAAGGAGGAAAUAAAUGUCCGAGAUAUUGCUGCCGAAGAAGGGAAAAGUAGUGCUAAUGCUGAUGGAUUGGAUUCUUUAAGAAAAUCAUAUGGGAGAGAUUUUAAAGAGGGUCCAAAUUCUAGAAGUCAAGCAAUGGCAAAGGGUGACAAGAAGACUGAUGAAGAUAGAGAUAGGGAGACUAUCAAAUUGGCUAAGCAUGAUGAAGUGGGUAGGAAGUCUGAGUCAAAAUCUCGAGUUUAUCAAAAUGAUAGUCAAGAAAAAGAGGGCUAUUCUAAGUCAGCUAGGCUCAGAGGCAAUGAUAUUGAAACUUCUGAGCAAAGAGGCAGAAAUUAUAACAAGGAUGUUGAAUCACAAUCUGUUGGAAGAAUUGAUCGGAAUAGGGAGGAUUAUGAAGCAAGAAGGAAGGGAAGACAUGAUAAUGAUUAUAAAAGGGAUCUGGAUGACCAUGGAGAAAAAAGACAUGGAAGGAAUGAAGAUGGGCGCACAGAAAGAAAGAACUUAAGGGAUGAGGAUGAUUCAAGAGAUGGAAAACAUAAGAGAGGCAGGGAAGUUCCCCGAGAGAAUAAGGGCUUAAGAGAUCAUGAAGAUGGUCGCACAGAAAGAAAGUACUUAAGGGAUGAGGAUGAUUCAAGAGAUGGAAAACAUAAGAGAGGCAGGGAAGUUCCCCGAGAGAAUAAGGGCUUAAGAGAUGAUGAAGAUGGUCGUGAAGCGAGAAAACACGGAAAGGAUGAAGAUUUUCCUACAGGAAGAAAGCACUUGAGGGAUGAGGAUGAUCGCAUCGAAACAAAUAUUAGAGGGAUUGAGGAUGAACGGACAGGAAGAAAGACCUUGAGGGAUGAGGAUAAUUAUGAAGAAAGAAAGAAAUUAAGGGAUGAUGGUCGUCAUAGAGAAGCACCAAACAAAAGGGAUGAUAGUGGCAUUGGAGAAAGAAAGAACUCAAGGGAUGAGGAUGGCCGUGGAGAGAAAAAGAGCUCUAGGGAUGGGGGUGAUCAUAGAGAAACAAAAAUCAGAAGGAUUGAGGAUGAUCGUACGGAAAGAAAGACCAUAAGGAAUGAAGAUGACUAUGGAGAAAGGAAUCAUUUAAGGAAUGAGGGCCACCAUAGGGAAGCACCAAACAAAAGGGAUGGGGCUGGCAGUGGAGAAGUAAAGAACUCAAGGGACGAGGAUGAUCGCAAAGAAAGAAAGAACUCAAGGGGUGAGGAUGAUUACAAGGAGAGAAAGAGCUCCAGGGAUGGGGAUGUUCGUGAGGAAAGAAGAGAAGCACCAAACAAAAGGGAUGUGGUUGGCAGUGGUGAAGUAAAGAAAAGGAAUGAGGAAGAUCGCAAAGAAAGAAAGAACUCAAGGGAUGAGGAUGAGUACAAGGAGAGAAGGAGCUCAAGGGAUGAGGAUGUUCGUGAGGAAAGAAAGCACGGAGGGGGUGAGGGUUAUCAUGGAGAAAGAAAGCGCAGAAGAGAUGAUGCUGAUGACAAUGUGCAUGGAGAAAGAAGGCAUUAUAGAAGGGAUGCUGAUGAUGGAGAAAGAAGGCAUUAUAGAAGGGAUGAUGAUGAUGGAGAACGAAAACACAGAAGGGAGUAG
Molecule: messenger RNA, 2850 nt
Organism: Vicia faba (fava bean)
Lineage: Eukaryota; Viridiplantae; Streptophyta; Magnoliopsida; Fabales; Fabaceae
Source: the annotation of a GenBank genome assembly